Molecule: messenger RNA, 4005 nt
Organism: Scomber japonicus (chub mackerel)
Lineage: Eukaryota; Metazoa; Chordata; Actinopteri; Scombriformes; Scombridae
Gene: suz12b
Product: SUZ12 polycomb repressive complex 2 subunit b
Exons: 17
Coding region: 272-2353 (693 amino acids)
Cellular component (GO): ESC/E(Z) complex; nucleus
Molecular function (GO): chromatin DNA binding
Source: RefSeq, a predicted model, not a curated record
CAGUACAAAUUGAAGGAAACCAACAACGACAAUAAACUACAAAAUAGACAACACUAAUUUGAUCAAAAAUACUCAAAGCAUCUCCGAUUCCUAGUAAUAUUUGUGACAAUUGAAUGCGGGAACCCUCAGGCGUACAGAGGUCUAUUUUCCAGUCAACCAUGUUAGCAUUGGUAGCUAACUAGCAGCGUCUCGUCGCCUCCUCUUCAUCUUCAUGGGUUUCUGCUGUUGAGUCUGCCAGGCUGGUGCUGGAGGCAGCGAGGCUGACAAAUUAAUGCCAUCAGCCAGGAACUCAGGUCAUAUUAUGAGUGGGGCGAGUUGCAAAGCUAACGGCGCCGUGUACCCUGCCUCUUCAGCAAUGAUAAGCUCUGUGAAGAAGCCGAAGAUGGAGCAGAUUCAGGCCGACCAUGAGCUGUUCCUACAGGCCUUUGAAAAACCAACUCAGAUAUACAGAUUUCUGCGCACAAGGAACUUGAUUGCACCCAUUUUUUUACACAGGACGCUCACCUUCAUGUCUCAUAGAAAUGGUCGAUCAAAUGCUAGGAGGAAAACAUUCAAAGUAGAUGACAUGUUACAGACAGUGGAGAAGAUGAAGGGAGAGCAGGAUUCUCCAAGCUUGUCUUCACAUCUACAACUAACUUUCACUGGGUUCUUCCAUAAGGAUGAAAAGCCAUCACAGAAUUCAGAAAAUGAACAAAAUUCCGUGUCCUUAGAGGUGCUACUCGUCAAAGUCUGCCAUAAAAAACGCAAGGAUGUCAGCUGCCCGAUUAAGCAAGUGCCUACAGGUAAAAAGCAGGUGCCUUUGAAUCCUGACAGUAACCAAACCAAGUCUGGCUCCUACCCUUCUUUACUGGUCUCCAGCAACGAGUUUGAGCCCAGCAACAGCCACAUGGUGAAGUCCUACUCGCUCCUGUUCAGGGUGUCACGCACAGGGAGAAGGGAUACAAAUGGCCUGGUUAACGGAGAGGCCAACGAGAACAUCGAUGUAACAGAUACUCCUAGCAGAAAGAAGAGAAGCUCAUCACAUAGAGAAGAGGGAGACACCACAGAGACUUAUGUUGCACAGAUGACUGUCUUUGAUAAGAAUAGGAGAUUGCAACUGCUGGAUGGGGAGUAUGAGGUGUCAAUGCAGGGGAUGGAGGACAGCCCUGUGAGCAAGAAACGAGCCACGUGGGAAACCAUUCUUGAUGGGAAGAGACUGCCACCAUUUGAGACAUUUUCUCAGGGACCCACAUUGCAAUUCACGCUGCGUUGGACAGGCGACGCUAGCGGGAAGUCCACUGCCCCCGUGGCAAAACCUCUUGCUACCCGAAACUCAGACAGCUCCAGCCCCAUGGAGACUCGGACUAGCAACCACCGAGCUGCCCUCAUGACAGUGAAAGAGUCAGUGAGCACAGACAUUCAGACGAGGAAAGAGCAGGUCCUGUGUGAGCCGCGGCAGAAGCUACGUAUAUUUUAUCAGUUCCUGUACAACAAUAACACACGGCAGCAAACGGAAGCCAGAGAUGACCUGCACUGUCCGUGGUGUACCCUAAACUGCAGCAAGCUCUACAGCCUGCUCAAACACCUUAAACUCUCCCACUCCCGCUUCAUCUUCAACUACGUGCCUCACCCCAAAGGAGCAAGGAUAGACGUGUCCAUCAAUGAGUGCUAUGAUGGCUCGUAUGUUGGCAAUCCUCAGGACAUCCACAGCCAGCCGGGCUUUGCUUUCAGCCGCAAUGGCCCAGUCAAGAGGACCGCAGUCACUCACAUACUGGUUUGCAGGCCCAAGAGAACCAAGCCAAGUCUGUCAGAGUUCCUGGAAUCUGAGGAUGGAGAACUGGAGCAGCAGAGGACCUACGUCAGCGGACACAACCGCCUGUACUUCCACAGUGACAGCUGCAUGCCCCUGCGGCCCCAGGAGAUGGAGGAAGACAGCGAGGAUGAGAGAGAUCCAGAAUGGCUGAGAGAGAAGACUGCCACGCAACUGGAUGAGUUCACAGAUGUCAAUGAAGGAGAGAAGGAAGUGAUGAAGCUGUGGAACCUACAUGUCAUGAAAAAUGGUUUCAUAGCAGACAACCAGAUGAAUCAGGCCAUCAUGCUCUUCGUGGAGAACUGCGGUGCCCACGUCAGCCGCCGCAACCUCUGCCGCAACUUCCUCCUGCAUCUAGUGAGUAUGCACGACUUCAACCUGGUGAGCACAGCCACCAUCGACCGUGCGAUGGCCCGUCUGAGACAGAUCCAGGAGGAGCUGCCGGACACUGAGGAGGAGCAUCAGGACCAGACUCUGGUAACAGCAGGAACCUGCAACGGCAACGCGGUCACCUCCAGUGGGGGAAAGCAGGGCAAGAGGACAAAAAGCGCCCUAACAGACUGAUGUAGGCUGGAUGGAAGGAUGGAUGGAACAAUGAUUGUCUUAUUGUUUUAGUUCUGUUUUUGUUUUGUUUUUUUCCUUCUUCAAUGAACAUUACCAACCCUUUGGUGCUUAGAUAGGUGGGAGCAGAGGAUCUGACUUGAAGCAGACCAGUAUACAAGGUAAAAAGAAGUUUCUGGAACUUGAGAACUGAACCAAAUAUGAACAAUAUAAAAGUGAAUCACCCGCAUCUACACAAACCAGGAUUUUGAGGACUGGAUGAUGUAAGUUGAACCUACUUAAUAUGCAUUUUGUAGGAGCCACUUGAAGUAUCUGUCUUUGGGGUGAGCGUGAACAAACUGAGAAUCCUUUGAUGUGGUGCGACUGCCCUUUGGUAUGUCUUUGAUAUAGACGGCGGUUAUCAAGACUACAGUUAAAACUGUACUGGUAACAUUGUCACUCUUGAUUAUUUGUACACAUACACAAUAACCUUGUUGAAAACUUAUCAUUUUAGCUGAUUAUUUUAGCACUUGGUGUUUUGUAUUUAGAAAAAAAACUUACCUUUUGAAAAUCAACUUUUUUUUUCCUUUUUUUUUAAAUUCAUGCUGCACCAAAUGUCAAAAGCAGCUUUUCCACUGUCCUGAGUGGAGAACCUUUAGUGGGUUUGAAUUCACUGUUGUGAAUGACGUUUUAUUUGAAGAGAACAUUACGGUAAAUAUCUUCAUUUUUGGAGCAUAUAAAACCUGUAAUGCUUGUGUUUAGGACCCCCAAAACGGUUUGUGGGUUUUGCUGGUUGGUUGCCAUGACAAUAGUGUUAUAAGGCUUGGAUCCUGGGUAAAAUAAUUAAUUGUAAUUAGGGUCCAGGCUGAAAGUCAAGUACUUCAUCACUCUUUCACCAUUUGAUCUGCAUUGAUAAUGUAGUAGCUCAAGGAAAGCCAGGGAAAUCAACUUUUUCUGAAUAUUUUCUUUUUCUUAAGAUUUACUAAGACAACCAGCAGCACAUCACCCCAUGUAUCUUGUAGAGUGUAUAGCAUUGAAGAUAUAAAUGUCAACAAUUUUUCUGAUGAUGCGGGCACCUGUAGUCUCUUUCACUUUAAAAGUUUGAACACACAAUGUUUAACAUGUUUGGUUUUUUUUUAACAUGGGUUCUGCGUAUCAGUAGCCGAUCGACAGAAAUUUGUAUACAUUGUAAUUGCAUCAAAUGUUUAGCCGUGCCCCGUUCUGAAUCCAAUAAUUAACAGAUUGCAAUUCUUCUCUCAAAGCAAUAUGCUGUUUAUUGGAUGGUUGGUUUUCAGGCCCAACUCGGUCGUCUGUCCUGUUAGGAGCAGUUUAUGCCAAAGGGGAUAUUUUCAUCAGUCUCUUAUUUCUAUAUAUUUUUUAGUGUAUAUUAUUUUGUUCAUUCCAUGGCAAGUUUAAAAAAAAGGCUGUAGUUGUGUUUUGUAGACAUAAAUUGGUGAUCAUCACCGCUCAUUAUUUCAUCCGACUUCCCUCGUGGACAACCAAAUUAACAAUAUAUUUUUCUCCCUCCAUUAUUCAUUGAGGGGUUUCUGCAUUCAUUUUGAGAAAAAAAAGGGAGACGUAGUCACAAUUAUUGUCAAAACACCCUGUUAGAAAUUGUGAACUGUACACUCUGGCUAAGGGGUUUUUUAUAUUUAAAGAAAUAAAACACAUUUGUC